Molecule: messenger RNA, 5175 nt
Organism: Blastomyces dermatitidis ER-3
Lineage: Eukaryota; Fungi; Ascomycota; Eurotiomycetes; Onygenales; Ajellomycetaceae
Product: L-aminoadipate-semialdehyde dehydrogenase
Exons: 2
Coding region: 162-3701 (1179 amino acids)
Biological process (GO): L-lysine biosynthetic process
Molecular function (GO): phosphopantetheine binding; L-aminoadipate-semialdehyde dehydrogenase [NAD(P)+] activity
Source: RefSeq, a predicted model, not a curated record
UUUUUGAGUACCUCCAUUUCGUUAAUGAACAGCAUUAACUCGCUAUUCAAUGGGCCUACAAAAAUAUCUAUAUGUUUGUCGGUGAAUUGCUAGGCUAAUAUUUUUUUCUCUAGUAUAUUUGCAGAGAAUUUGGACGUCAAUUCCUUACCAUCUCCUUCACAAUGGUGGAAUUACCAGACCCCACCAUUGACCUGGAUUGGUCUGGUUAUGUCGGGUCAAUCCAGUCGCAUUUCGCUGAGAACGCAAAGAAAUACCCAGACCGAGUAUGCGUGGUAGAAACUGAAUCGUUGGAAGCUCCGGAGAGGAGAUUCACCUACAGACAGAUCUAUGAGGCAUCAAAUACCCUCGCACAUUACCUUCACGAUGCCGGAGUCACCAAUGGCGAUGUUGUGAUGAUCUGGGCGCACCGGUCUGUCGACUUGGUUGUUAGCAUUAUGGGGACUUUGAUGUCCGCUGCAACUAUGAGCAUCCUCGAUCCUGCCUACCCACCAGCCAGGCAACAAAUAUACCUGGAGGUCUCCCAGCCUUGUGCAUUGGUUAAUAUUGAAAGAGCAACGCACGAGGCCGGCCCUUUGGCGCCAACUGUGCGAAAGUAUAUCGAUGAAGAGCUUAAAUUGAAAGCGGAAGUACCAUCAUUACGUAUUCACGACAAUGGACUUUUAUCCGGGGGCGAGAUUGAUGGACAGGAUAUCUUUGCCCAGGUCAGGUCAAAGGCUUCUUCCUCUCCAGUUACACUCGUAGGGCCUGAUAGCAAUCCCACACUUUCGUUUACUUCUGGCAGUGAAGGAAGACCGAAGGGCGUUCUUGGCCGUCAUUUCAGUUUAGCCAAAUACUUUGGCUGGAUGGCUGAGAGGUUCGAGCUUACUUCAGAGAGCCGAUUUACCCUUCUGUCAGGAAUUGCACAUGAUCCCGUACAAAGAGAUAUUUUCACUCCUCUCUUUCUUGGCGCGCAAUUGUUGGUUCCCUCGAAGGAGGAUAUCCAACAUGAGAAGCUUGCUGAAUGGAUGAGUGAGCACAAGCCUACUGUUACUCAUUUGACACCAGCAAUGGGACAGAUUCUCGUUGGUGGCGCAUCAGCAAAAUUUCCAUCGUUAGACAGAGCCUUCUUCGUUGGCGACGUCUUGACCACGAGGGACUGUCGGAGCUUAAGGGAACUUGCCGUGAACGUCAACAUAGUCAACAUGUAUGGGACUACCGAAACGCAGCGUGCAGUAAGCUACUAUGAAAUACCGAGCCGGGCGAAGAACCAUGACUACCUGGACAAACUCAAGGAUACCGUACCAGCUGGGAAGGGCAUGAAAGACGUUCAGCUCCUUGUUGUCAAUCGAGAUGAUCGUACCAAGCUAUGCAAGGUUGGAGAAGUGGGAGAAAUAUACGUCCGUGCUGCUGGUCUUGCGGAGGGGUACAAGGGAGAUCAAGCCUUGAACAGCCAAAAGUUCCUUUUGAACUGGUUCGUGGACAAUGAAAGGUGGGUUGAAGCUGACAAAAAGAGUAACAAAGGUGAGCCUUGGAGGAAAUACUACUUCGGCCCAAGGGAUAGACUUUACCGGACUGGAGACCUCGGUAAAUACCUGGAGACGGGAGAUGUGGAGUGUACCGGUCGUGCCGACGACCAAGUCAAGAUCCGCGGUUUCCGCAUCGAGCUCAAUGAUAUUGACAAUAACUUGCGCCAACAUCCCUUAAUCAGAGACUGCAAGACUCUUGUCCGGAGAGAUAGAUAUGAGGAGCCAACACUCGCCAGUUACAUUGUCCCUGAGCUGAAAGAGUGGCCACGAUGGUUGAAAGAUCAAGGCCUCGAGGAUGUUGAGGACGAGGGAACUGAUAUCGGUCCCGCAAUUAUCUAUACCAAACGGUUCAGGCGGAUGCAAACGGAGAUACGAGAUCAUUUGAAAGAUCGCUUACCCAGCUACGCUGUGCCGACAAUCUUCAUUGUUCUCAACAAGCUACCGCUCAAUCCCAAUGGGAAAGUCGACAAGCAGAAGCUCCCAUUCCCUGAUAUUGCAGAACAGUCCGAGCCUGCUUCCUCAGAAGACUUGGAAAGAUGGGAGUCUAUGUCCGAGACGGAACGAGCUGUCGCAACAAAGUGGGCCGAUCUGAUUCGCGGCCUGAAUCCAAAGACUAUUACCCCACAAAAUGACUUCUUCGAUCUCGGAGGCCAUAGCAUCUUAGCCCAGCAGAUGCUAUUGACCAUCCGCAAAGAAAUGGGCGCGAAUGUCCCAAUAAACACCCUUUACGAAUACCCCAGCCUAGGUGGAUUUAGUGCACAAGUUGAUAGACUACUCAAUAUAAAGAAAGGCAUCGUCAAAGCAGGUGCCGCUACAGAGGAAGAGAAAGAUUCCGUCUACUCCAAGUCCCGGGAUGAACUUCUCAAGCAACUGCCAACUACAUAUCAAACGGCGGACCCGGAAGCUAUCCGCAAAUCCCCUUGCCCUACAGUCUUUCUUACUGGUGCAACUGGCUUUUUAGGCUCUUACAUCAUCAAAGAUAUCCUGGAGAGAACUAGUCGCACCAUCAAGCUGACUGUGCACGUGAGAGGUGUAAAGGACUCCCAAGCUGCUCUUGAUCGACUUCGAAGAUCCCUACAGGGCUAUGGCUUAUGGCAAGAGGAAUGGGCAGGCCGACUAGGCUUCGUUGUCGGAGAUCUAUCCAAACCACAGCUUGGUAUUGACCGGCAAAGUUGGCAGACUCUAGCCAACGAAGUCGAUUUGGUGAUCCACAAUGGAGCGGCUGUCCAUUGGGUUCGGCCAUACAACGAUAUGAUGGCGGCAAAUGUUCUUUCCACGAUUGACGCGAUGAGGCUUUGCAAUGAAGGAAAACCAAAGAUGUUCACGUUUGUCAGCUCUACGAGCGUGCUUGACACGGAUCAUUAUGUUAAACUCUCACAACAACACCUUAGCACGGGUCGAGAUGCUAUAUCAGAAGACGAUGACAUGGAAGGCAGUCGAACUGGCUUGGGAACUGGCUACGGGCAAACGAAAUGGGUAUCUGAGCAGCUCGUCCGCGCAGCAGGAAAGAGAGGCCUCCUGGGCUCUGUUGUUCGACCGGGAUACAUCCUAGGUGACGCUGAGACAGGUGUUUGCAAUACCGACGACUUCUUGAUCCGUAUGCUGAAGGGCUGUAUUCAAUUAUCCAGCCGGCCACGCAUAAUCAACACCGUCAACUCUGUCCCAGUAAAGCAUGUCGCUCGUGUGGUCGUAGCUGCCGCUCUAAACCCCCUCCCAAGUGGCGUGCAUGUCGUCCAUGUGACUGGCCACCCACGUCUCCGUAUGAACGAAUACCUGUCCCUUCUCGAGUUCUAUGGCUACAGAGUUCCUGAGGUCGACUAUGACAUUUGGAAGGAUGAGCUGGAGAAAUACAUUUCAGCUGGUGGCCCAGAGAAGGAUCAAGAGCAGCACGCCCUAAUGCCUCUCUAUCAUUUCUGUGUAAACGAUCUUCCAGCUACGACUCGAGCUCCCGAGCUCGAUGAUAGAAAUGCCAUUAAAAUUUUGAAAGCUGAUGCUGAGAAUUGGACUGGCGUAGACGAAAGUGCCGGAUAUGGCAUCAGUAGGGAGGAUGUUGGCAGAUACUUGAGCUACCUGGCAGAGAUCGAGUUCGUGAGUCAACCGUCGGCCAAAGGCCGGCCAUUGCCUAAGGUCCACGUCAGUGCAGCGCAGUUGGAGGCUGUUGGAGCUGUCGGAGGUCGUGGCGGCAUGCCUAAAUGAAGCAGAUGAUAUGGAUUUAUCUGCGUGCACCACGCGGUGAACUAUUUCUUAUGGUAUCUGAAUAUCUUUGAUAUAUACUCAAUCCUUUUUAGCUACAGGUAUACGGAAAAGUUUUGAGUUAUAACUUCCUGUUAAAUAAACUUGCCGAACUUGUUCCCUCUCGAAUUGUGUGUACCAAGCUUAGAACGAAAAAACGGAUCUUCUGGCAUUUUAUUCCUUGUCAACUCUGCACUCUUCCUCAUUUUAAACCUCGUUUCACAUACCCACCAUCACAACUCUACCAUCCGUUGGGCAAAAAACCCCUGGAUUCCUGGUAUAGCUGAUCGACUAGGCUAGAUAGACAUGUCGAUUCGCUACAUAAAAUUCUCAAAAUAAAAAAAAAAAAAAUUAAAAAUUAAAAAAAAUUAAAGCAUAUCCCUAAAUCUCCUCCAAAUCAUCAUCAUCUAACCCCAAAUCCAACGGCGGAAAUUCACCCACCUCAACCCUCUCCGGCUUCACAAACACACCUCUCUUGUCCGGACAGUCGAAAUACCGAUGUCCUCCCACAGACCCGUCAUUUUUGCCAGUAGGUUCAUCAAGUUCAAUGCCGACCCAGAUCGGUACCAUUGUGUCUGUGAUUUCAUCAUCAUCAUCAUCUUCUUCUUUUUCUUCUUCUUUAGCGUCUUUGCCCUCCGUUGCUGAUGAUGAUAACGAUUUGACUAGCGGAGAAGGAAUGGUAGGUACGGGCCCGAUGAAGCGGAUUGUCCCGCGCCUGACAUGGGGUGGGGUGGAGGGGUGGAUAAUGGCCCGCUUUAAAAGUUCGAUGCCUAGUGUGUGUUUACGCGUUGGUAUAAAUAUAAAAUGGAAAGUUUGUGGAAGAGACAGAGAAAGAGCGGCGAAGGUCUCAUUCCUGGCUUUCUUCAAUUAUACAUACCUCUCUGUUUAAUCUCCUGCUGCUCCUUUUCCACUUGCUGCUUGAGCAUUUGUUCAGGGGAGAGCGCCUUUGGGUCGAAGCGGCCCAGUUUCUGAUUCUUUUUCCAUGACAGAACGCUUUUGGGGAGGGAUUCGUAGGUUGAGGUUGGGAGUGUGUAUUUUUCUACUGAGGAGAGAUCGGUGAAAUUUGGGCGCGCGGAUGGGGGUCGAGUGUCGUGGACCUGGCCAUGUGGUUAGCUUUGAGUGUAGGGGCAAAUAGUCAUAUAGGUAAUUCAAAAUGGGAGUAAACUGGGGAGAAAGGGGGGAAGAGGGAAGGUUGGGAGGCGCAAGUAAGGAUGAUAGUAAUCAUGCGGAAGCGCACGCGAGAAUUCAAAAUGUAAAUACCCCAAAGGCAGUAUGUGAUUCCAAAAAUCAUCGUAGGACAUAACACCCUGUGACUUAUUGCUUUUAUCCAUCAGUUUGUCCCAGAGAUAUCUUAUGAACGGCGCCAGGUAGACAGCCCAAUUAUUAAUGUAAAUGUAGGAAAAACCCGUAGCAGAUGAAAUGGAAAUAACGAAAGAUA